AUGGCGACCGAGGCGCCAGACCCACGAACCUUCCAGACAUGGGAAGACGCGUUUCAAUACCCGAUACCCGUCAUUCGUAAGCUCGAACAACAACUGCGCAACAAUGCCGACGAGAAUCGAGAGAAGCUGCGGUCACUCGUGGGAGCGAGCUAUCGUAGUCUCCUCGACACGGCCGAAACGAUCAUCGACAUGGAAGUGCGCAUGGAGCAGGUUGAAAGUAGGCUUGCAAGAGUAGGGCAGAGUUGCAACUCACGAGGCCUGGAGAAGAUAAUAAACAACGCGGGCAAGAUGGAUACGCAUACACGAAGUCGCGAUGCGGAGCGUUAUACUUUCGCAUCCCAGCUCUCAGUCAUGCGCAAUGCGCCUGUGGUCAUGACGCGGCUUAUGAAAAGAGAAGGAUCCUAUCUGCUUAUUGCAAAAGUCCUGGUCAUCUCGAGACUACUCCACAAGUCGCUCAGCCAGUCCAGCAACAAAGCACCAAUCGUCGAUCAGCUGUGGGAGCGACUGCUGUCGGUACGGAGGAAGCUUCUCAGAAGGAUUGACAAGCGCCUCUCGAAUACAAACGGCGAGACAGCGAGCCUGGUGGAAAGCAUGUGUGCGUAUGCGCUUGCGACGAGCUCCACACCGACCGAUGUCUUAUACCAUUUCCACAAGAUGCGGUUGGAAAAGGUGAACAGUGAACUUAGGGCAGGGGGCGAUGAGCUUGCGAAGCAUGGCAUUAGUGCGCUCAGGCUAUGUAUCCAGACAUGUCUUGAUACACAAACCAUCUUUCCGCGGCGCUUAGCAGAGGCUCUGGGAAAGCUGAAGGCGCACCCGUUAAUACAAGACCCCGACGUUCGCGGUCUCUACGAGCUGAAUCUGGAUGUACACGACCGGUGGUUAGGCGAUGAGGCUCGGAACUACACGCCAUGGCCGCGACAUGACGAGCUGCAGCGGCCGGAAGCAGAGCGAAUACUUCACCGCUGGUCAAAAGACGCUAUCGCCGCUUUUCUCAAGGGUGUACAGAAAGCACUAGAGGCAGAAGAACGACUAAAGGAGGUUGCGGACUUGAGACAAGAGCUGAUCGAGACUUGGAUAUUGUCCGGCUCGCGAAUGGCAGGCAUCAAGUCAGCCAACGUUCUCGAUGAUCUGCGAGACACGAUGAAUGACAAGCUUGAGGGUAUAGUGCGAUCGCGUACAAAUGGGCUACAAGAUGUAGUUACCGAGCUUAAGAACCGACUGGAUAUAAUGGCCUCGUCAGACAAAGCCGUGGCGCUUUCACUCUGGGACACGACCAACAGGGCGUCGGAUCUGAGCAAUGGUGCGCAAAUCUUCAAAUCCACCAUACUGAACACCUAUCAAGGGCGUGAUGAGUCUGUUAUCAGCGUCACAUCUGCCUUUGAUAAGUGGAUGGAAUCUGUCUUAGAAGUCAAGAGCAUUGUCAAGAGCAUGAAGGAAGCGCGGUGGGACGAUACUUUCGCAGACGAUAUCGACGACGAACCCGACGACGAGCUUGGUGAUUCAAAACAAGCGCUCCUUAGUGACGAUGAUCCGAAGCUGCUGGAAGAAGCUACUCAGGAAGCCCUGAGCGAAGCAAUGCAAAACCUAAGUCGCAGCUUCAACGCGAUCGUCAAGAAGUCUGAUGGAGAACAGUCAACACAAAAGGCAACCUUCAUGCUCCGCGUGGUCAGGGAGAUUGGCGAUCGGAUACCGCAGCUGCGGCUCCAAGAUAAGGCAACACCUCUAACAUCGCCCUUCACUUCAAACAUUCUUCAACCUCUGCAUAAUACGCUGGCUUUGCGCGUCACGCAACCGACUGUGAAGGCUUACAAGGUAUCGCUUUCAGAUCCAAAUAGAGUCAAGACGAGUAGCAAUAUCCUGUGGGAAGGGCAUCCACCAUUACCAAGUCAGCCGUCACCCAGUGCAUUCAGGUUCCUGCGCGAGCUGAACAAGAACAUGGGAGUUCUCGGUAGCGAUCUCUGGGCGCCUGGCAGUGUUUAUGUGCUGAAAAGUGGAGUGGCCGACGAAGUAGUCAAAGCCGUCCAAGAGCAUCUCGACGCCAUGGAUGCGCAUACCAAAGAGCCGAGCCCACCUGCUGAUAACACCAACGAAGAAAAGGAGGAAGAUGAAGAGUCUGCAACGACCGAUGAGAUGAAGAAACCAGAACUCACCAUAUCAACGUCGAACCACAUCGAAGCGAAGGAGCAGAGAGUCAAACAGCUUAUUUUCGAUCUCCUCUACCUCCAGCGCUUCGUUGGCAACGCAGGCGAGGAUGACGACAAGUUCACGUCGCUGGCUAAGAAAGCAGACAUGGCGGGUUUGGACGAAGUCGCGUUGAAUAGGCUAAAGAAGAACGCAGCGGAUUAUGCAAAGAAGACGUACCUGCUCUUCGCGCUGCUAGCUUAG
Molecule: messenger RNA, 2385 nt
Organism: Alternaria atra
Lineage: Eukaryota; Fungi; Ascomycota; Dothideomycetes; Pleosporales; Pleosporaceae
Exons: 3
Coding region: 1-2385 (794 amino acids)
Biological process (GO): intra-Golgi vesicle-mediated transport
Cellular component (GO): COG complex; Golgi apparatus
Source: RefSeq, a predicted model, not a curated record